Molecule: messenger RNA, 1374 nt
Organism: Linum tenue
Lineage: Eukaryota; Viridiplantae; Streptophyta; Magnoliopsida; Malpighiales; Linaceae
Source: the annotation of a GenBank genome assembly
AUGGAAGAAAGCUUACUUCCCCAAGAAAGGGAACCAGAAGGAAGAAUUGGGUGUUCAGAAGGAUUGUGGGAUGUUUACAUCCAGGAAGCUAAGAGAUUAUGCACCAUAGCACUUCCCAUGGCAGCCAUCAACCUCUCGAUGGGUGCGUUGAACAUCAUAUCACUGAUGAUGGUUGGCCAUCUAGGUGAGCUCUCCCUCUCCAGCUCUGCCAUCGCCAUCUCUCUCUCCAACGUCACCUGCUUCAGCCUUCUUGUUGGGAUGUCAAGUGGUCUCGAGACACUCAACGGACAAGCCUAUGGAGCUCAGCAGUACAGGAAACUUGCAGUGCAAACAUACACCGCCAUCUUCUCGUUGAUAUCGGUCUGCAUCUUUCUCUCCUUGGCUUGGUUCAACAUGGAGAGUCUGUUGGUGCUGAUCGGUCAGGAUCCUGUCAUUGCUCAUGAAGCCGGGGCCUUCACUAGGUGGCUCGUGCCUGCGUUUUUCGCUGCUGCGGUGUACCAGCCACUGGUUAAGUACUACUUAGCACAGAGCUUGAUUACUCCCAUGUUGUUGUGCUCUUGUGUCACCAUCUUUCUCCACGUUCCUUUGUGUUGGGUUUUGAUCUUCAAGACUGGAUUGAACAACUUUGGUGGAGCAUUGUCAGUAGGGAUAUCCUACUGGUUGAAUGUUGUUUUCCUAGUUCUUUACAUGGCAUUCUCUCCUACUUGUGCCAAGACUCGUGCUCCGGUCCUGCAAUGGUGGUCAUAUGAGUUUGUCAUCAUGCUAUCAGGGUUGUUGCCGAAUCCACAGCUCGAGACUUCGGUCCUCUCGAUUUGUCUCACAACAAUUGGGACACUCUUUGCAAUACCAUAUGGACUAGGUGCUGCAGUCAGCACUCGGGUUGCAAACGAGCUAGGAGCUGGGAACCCACAAGCUGCUCGUAGAUCGGUCUACACGAUCAUGAUCCUGGGAGUUGCAGAAUUGGCUGUAGUUGGUGGAAUCUUGUUUGCAGGAAGACAGAUGUUUGGAUACUUAUUCAGCGGUGAGACAGAAGUUGUGGAGGAUGUAUCCAAAAUGGCUCCCUUGGUUUGCCUCUCUAUUGUGGUGGAUGGCUUACAGGAGAUCCUUUCAGGAGUUGCGAGGGGAUGUGGGUGGCAGCACAUUGGAGCAUAUGUGAAUCUGGCUGCACUGUAUCUCUGUGGGAUUCCAGUUGCUGGUCUAUUGGGGUUUGUGUUCCAGCUAAGGGGAAAGGGGCUGUGGAUUGGGAUUCUAAUUGGUGCUACUUUGCAAACACUUCUUCUAGCUGUGGUCACAUUUUGCACCAAUUGGGAAAAACAGGUAAGUAUGGCAAGAGAAAGGAUAUUCAAAGCGAAACCUUCAACAUCAGAUUGCUGA